UAACCGCAUCCUUUUUUUGGUGUAGGUUUGGGGAAUGGCGUCUUAUUUUGGUACCACCAAUUUUUAUCAAGCCAGUCAACCAGCUGAACGAAACCAAGAAGCCACCUUAUACGUUGGAAACCUCGAUGAAAGAGUUUCAGAAGAACUAUUGUGGGAACUCAUGGUUCAAGUAGGUCCGGUGAAACACGUGUAUAUACCGAGAGAUAGAAUAACUGGACAGACACAGGGUUAUGGGUUUGUAGAGUUCAAAAAUGAAAUGGACGCUAUAUACGCUACUAAAGUGUUGAAUAUGGUCAGAGUUUAUGCCAAGCCUUUAAGACUUCAACAAGCAAGUACCGAUAAACGAAGUAUGGAUAUUGGGGCAAACUUGUUUGUCGGAAACUUGAGCCAAGAAGUUGACGAAAAGCUGCUUUAUGACACAUUUAGUGCUUUUGGGGCUAUCAUUGAGACACCUCAUAUAAUGAGAGACCCAGAAACAGGGGAAUCAAAAGGUUAUGGUUUCAUCAAAUUUGACUCGUUUGAAGCAAGCGAUGCAGCUAUUGAAACUAUGAACGGCCAAUUCUUGGGAAAUAACCAAGUUACUGUGCAAUAUGCGUUUAAGAAAGACACCAAAGAACGUCACGGUUCUCAGGCAGAACGAAUUUUGGCUGCUCGAGCCAGAGCUGUGUCUGCCAACGCUUUAUUGAGGCCACACUCGAUGUUCUCCUUAGGUCCACAGGCUGCACUUGCCUAUUCGGGACUAUCUUAUCCUGCAAUGAUGCCAACAGCUUAUCCUCCUGGAGUACAAACUUUCAAUUAUGGAGACAAAGAACAAUCUGUAAAACAACAAUAAAAAUUUUGAACAAAGAACGCUUUUUAAUGAAAGGAAAAAAAGGCAGUUUCAAACGUGUUUCAUUGACUUCUUACAAGUUGAAGAUUCCUCUCAAGUUUCAGAU
This is a messenger RNA of Galdieria sulphuraria, 935 nucleotides long. Its product is annotated as splicing factor 3B subunit 4. Lineage: Eukaryota; Rhodophyta; Bangiophyceae; Galdieriales; Galdieriaceae. Gene Ontology annotation, cellular component: nucleolus; U12-type spliceosomal complex. The transcript has a single exon. Gene Ontology annotation, molecular function: RNA binding. The record is from RefSeq and is a predicted model, not a curated record. Bases 35 to 832 code for a protein of 265 amino acids. Gene Ontology annotation, biological process: positive regulation of mRNA splicing, via spliceosome.